Musa acuminata AAA Group (dessert banana) is the source of this 2562-nucleotide messenger RNA. RefSeq lists its product as uncharacterized. The record is from RefSeq and is a predicted model, not a curated record. The coding region runs from base 199 to 855 and encodes 218 amino acids. NCBI's taxonomy places the organism in Eukaryota, Viridiplantae, Streptophyta, Magnoliopsida, Zingiberales, Musaceae. The transcript is spliced from 6 exons.
CACCGAUUUCCUGUGGGGGAUUCGUGGAGGGCGUGCCGUGGGGGGUUCUCGAGGCUCUUGUAGUUACGUGUUGGAGAUGUAAUGGGUUGGUACUACUACGUUGUGUGAGUUCUUCGACUUGUUCUAUCCAGGUUUGCGGCGGCGCGAGGAGGGGGAUAGAGGCGGAAUCUGCUUUUCGGUGGCGGUGGUUUUGCUGCAAUGGCGGGCGACAUGGAUGCAAGCGGCGAUUUCUACUCGGUGCUGGGUUUGAAGAAGGAGUGCUCCGAGGCGGAGCUCAGGAAUGCGUACAAGAAGCUCGCUUUGAAGUGGCAUCCCGAUAAGUGCUCGGCGUCGGGUAAUGAGAUUCGCAUGAAGGAAGCGAAGCAGCAGUUCCAGGAGAUCCAGAAAGCCUACUCUGUUCUCUCCGACUCCAACAAGAGAUUUCUGUACGAUGUUGGAGCCUACGACAAAGACGACGACAAAGACGAAGAGGGGAUGGUGGAGUUUCUUGGGGAGAUGGCGCAAAUGAUGAGGCAAACCAAACGCUGUGGGAGCGGCCAGGAGAGCUUCGAGCAGCUGCAGCAGAUGUUCGUGGAGAUGUUCCACGACGAUCUGGACGCGGGAUUCUGCGGCCACUCCUCGGCCACCUCGGGCGCGGCGUCCUGCGGCAACAAACGGGACAACUCGGCGAUGGACUCGGGCAAGCGGAAGCCGGACGAGUUGGACCCGGCCGCCAUUGGGUUCUGCCUCGGGACAAAGGAUGCAGGGCAAUCCUCAAAAGGAAGAGGCAGCAACAGCAAGAGAAGGAACAGAAGAAAGCAAAAGGCAUCAUCCAAGCAUGACAAUUCAUCUCACAAUGCUAAGGUCUCAGCUUAGAGUUCUAGAAUUGCACCUGUAUUUAUUUCACUCUUCUGAGUGUUUCAGGUAAAACUUCCUACCCUGCAGUUCUUCAACCUUGCACUGUAGAAAAUGAUUACUAGUAGUAGUGGUAGGCUGGUAGACUGGAACUUGUAAUUGUAGGAUGGUCGGCAUGGUCCUCUGCUCAAUUUCAUGUACUUCUUUUAUUCAAAUAAAUUUCUCGAUUGAAGACUUAUCAAAUGCUUCUUUACCAAGUUAAAUUAUAAUUCAGCUAGGUUAGGAUGACAAUGACCACCAUAUAUUAAGUUUUGCUACUAAAGGAUUUGAAUCCAUUUGGUGACACACAGAAGAAACAGGCAUUUAUUCAAUGAAACCAAACCCAUAAGCAGACUUAUCAUAGUAACUUUACAAUAGUAAAGCAACACUAAGCCACAAGAAACUUGUAAGAGACAUCUAUUUGGACAAAUUUGGGAAAAAAGUUGAACAGGAUGUGCUGAAAGCAAAUUAUAUACUGAAAGGUAAACCAAUGUGGACAGGUGCAUUCACAUAGCUAACUUAUCAAAGAUUUAAAGAACUCAGGACUUGUAGGUUGGCCUAAUACAAACCCCUAAAAGUACAUGAACAAAAUAGAAGAAAGAAGGGGAGGGAACAAGAAUACUAUUAUGUCCAGAUUCAAGGUUCUUGCAUUGACAAUUCCAAAUAAAUGCAGUGUCUAAGCUUGUAAGUGGUUGCAAUCCAACUUAGUGGUUCCCAAAAGGCAACAAGGGAAGCUUUUUCCCCUGUUGACAGGACAAGAGGUAUCAGAUACUCGAGUUGAGAGACAUUGUUCUUUUGCAUAUACAACUAAAUCGAAGAGAUGAUCCAGGUAAGAUAAAAGAAAGACAAUAAGGACCCAAGGGAAGUAACUGAGCCUCUGUCCCUUGCAGAUAUGUGCCUGUAGGUCUAUAAGUUUCCUGUAGUGCAGAGAUGCUAUUAAAUGAGACUAGAGCAAGUGGCACAGUUUAAAAGAUCUAAGCUGUUUCACUUUUCUGACUUGAUGUCCCUUUACAAGGUCUACCUUGUAGACAUACCAAGAUAGAGAAUAAGCAUUAGAGCAAUUCUACAUAGAGUGCAUGAAUCAAUGCACUUAUUUGUUUUUUUUUUGUUUUUUUUUUUCUGUUUGUUGGUAUUAUCUAUAUUUCUUGUCUAUUUUUAACACCAAAAAAUUGGUAAGCAUGUGGGUGUAUAUGUGGGUAUGUGUGUGUUCUUAUUUACACUUGGGAUUUCGGCUCGCUUAAUUUUUUUUUAUAGGAAGUUUUCUCUCUCUCUCUCUCUCUCUCUCUCUCUCUCUCUCUCUCUCAGCUUUGUUUUCUGCUUUUAUUUGCUAUUAUUAUCUUGCUUCAUUACUUCAGAGGGCUUCCUCUUGUCGUGGUCUAUAUUAAUUUGUUGCAUUCUCUUGGAUUUUCCAUAAGGAAGUAGCUAGAUUAGAGGGGUAACUAAGAUCUCUGGCCCUCAAGUAAUUGGGACAUUAUGGGUCAUUGUUGUUGUUGUUGUUGUAUUUCUUCUAAUAGAAACCUCUGGUUAAAUAUGUUACAGUUGACAUAAAAUAUUUUGUUGUCGUUUGUUAAGAAAAUAUGCAAAUCGGGAAUCCAUAAGAAAUAAAGGAACUCUUUUUCCUCUUUGGGUUGCAUCCCUUAUUUGAUUUGGCUUCGAGUGAUGAUCUCAAAAAAAAAAAAAAAAAAAGAA